Messenger RNA from Danaus plexippus (monarch butterfly), 1792 nucleotides. RefSeq names its product putative mediator of RNA polymerase II transcription subunit 26. The coding region runs from base 57 to 1529 and encodes 490 amino acids. The record is from RefSeq and is a predicted model, not a curated record. The transcript has 6 exons. NCBI's taxonomy places the organism in Eukaryota, Metazoa, Arthropoda, Insecta, Lepidoptera, Nymphalidae.
CUCCCGGCGAAAGCUGCGAGGGUUCUAUAGUUUAAUAUACCGUGCUUGUUGAUAAAAUGAAAUUUACGCUGGCCAUCAUUUUGCUAGCAGCAGUUAGCAACGCUGCUAGAACUGACAAAAAGAGUCAAGAGAAGAAUGAAGAUAAACAAGAAAAGAGGGGACUCGUCGAAGGAAACUCUGGGGUUGAUAAAAGAGCGCCCUUACUACCCACAGUUCCACCAUCGUCUCGAGUGGAGUACGCCAAUACAAAACAAUCUCUCCCGGACAAGUCGCCAUCCCAGCAAAUCUACGCGACCCCUCAGCCACAGAUCUCUAAGAUUUCAGACUUCCUGACAGGCCAUGGGGCAACAUUCCCCUCCGCUAUCGCCAGUCACCUCUACUCGCCGGUGUCUGUCUAUAAUCCCAAAUUUGAAAACCCUACAACAUACGAGGUAUCAGCUCCAGUUCCUUCACAACUGGCGUACACCGAACACCAACAGAGUGUGCCGUCAGCUAACUCUCUUCACUUUAGUCCCAAACCUCAGAAACUAUCAAACUACGUGCAGUCCCAGGAGCAACCAGCGUUUGAACAACAAAAUCUCGGCUACGAGCCAAUCAUUCAUCAAGUUCCCAAUAACGCUAUCAAUAAUAAUUUCCAACCGGUACAAUACAACCAAGCGCUCCCAGGGCAAGUGGAACAGCAACAACUGCACUUCGUCCAGGGUCAGUCCAUACAAAUUAUCCCGAGAAAUAUUCAACAACAUCCCAUACUAAUAAAGAAACAUCGUCCUGAGCAAAGAGAUAUAAAGAGUGAACCGGUACCAGCGCAAAUAUUCAACAAACAAAACUUGCAACAGGUGUAUAAUGAUAAAUCACAGAAAGCUCUGAGUUUCGCGAGCUUCACAUACAACCCGUCCUCACAGCCAGCCCAACCCUCAUAUGACCAAAUUCAAAACCAACAACUGUACACGCAAUCUCAACAAACACAUGUUCAGCAGCAACAGUUCCAACCGCAACCUCAACCACAACCUCAACCACAACAGUACCAGAAUCGAGGACAGACUUACGAACAGAUACCUUAUCAAUUACAGCAACAGGCACAGCUAUCAGAGAUCCCGUACCAACAAAUUCCGCAACAAAUACAACACCAACCGUCUCAAGCGCUGCAGUAUCAACCCCAGGCGCAGGUACACUACCAAGACAACCAGGCUCAGCUGUAUCAACAACUCCAGCAGCAGCUACUUCAAUCACAGCUGCCGCAACAACAACAACAGUACUAUCAGUUACAACAGCCUCAGCCUCAGCCUCAGCCUCAAUAUUUUGAAAAGCCUGAACAAGCCGCACAACAAUCUUUUGUAGACCAACAGUACAUUAAGCAGUCUCCGAUCCAGGCUCAGUUUAACGAACAGCUCCCUCAACAACAGCCACAGAGCCUGUCAUACAAACAGGCCGUCCCAGCACAUUCAUCACUUCCAGUACUUCCGACUUUCCCGCCGGUGCAGUACUUCGGAAAGUUCGCCCAGUCUGUUUUCGGAAAUUCCCAGCAUUGAUACGACAACGAUAACUAUAACUGAUCUGCAUGAAUUUAAAAACUGCUUUAUAAUAUAAUAUAUAAGGCAAUAAUAGAAGUCCUGUCUAGAGAGUAUAACUUACAUGCUGUCUCAUAGCUCGCGAAUCAUUGAUUCCUUUUGUAAAUAUUUAUUUAAAGUAUAACGAGACGUUGUUUAAGAUGUUAUAUUGAGGCUUCAUAGUAUAAUGAGCUUCUCCCCAGUCGGGAGAUCGAAGUCACGUUUGAAAGAUACCUGUGAUUUAA